AUGUCUGACCAAGGUGAUCAAGGAAUCGACCCCAUUAACACAACUCAACCUGAUAUAACUGUAUCUGAUACUUUUGAAAUUUCAAAGAGGCCGCGUCGAACAAGGAAGGCAACAAAGUUUUACACUCCUACUCAGUCUAUUACUAGAAGGCGAAAAAAAAGGGUAAAGCCAAAGAAAACCACAAGAAACGAAGAGCCUACAACAACUGGUGAUAAGAGAAAAUCUUCUAACGUAUCCGUCAAGCAACCAAAAAAAAUGAAGGUUUCAGAGUUCACGGAUUCUAUGCGCGAUCUGAACCUUAAAGUUGACGGUAAUGAAAUUGAACAUCGACAGAUGAAAUUAUCAACGGUCAUGAAAGCCGAUUUAAUUACGGUACGUCCGGUGCAUGGUAAGAAGCACGUUCAACAAGGACGUUGUUUCUCAGUAAGAUACAAAAGUUUUGAAAGAUGUACUGCAUGUUUAGCCAAACAAACUGAUUUAUGCAGAUUCAACGGUAUACGAGUGUUCGAGCUGGAAGAAGAUAAUAUGUUAAUAUACGGCCCCGACUUUAUUUCGAUGACAGACCCCGACCCGUCCUCAACCUAUGAGACUGAAGUAAACGAUGACGAAGUUAAGAACGUGGCAAAAUACCGCAAAGUACCACAUCGCAAAAUCUGUCAAUUAUGCGACGGUUGUCAAACAACAAUAUUUAGCGGAUAUUGGAUGUGCUGUGUUUGUGGAAGGGAAUAUUGCCUUUCCUGUCAUGAGGAAUGGAGCGAUGUCAAUGAAUUUUCUAAUGAAAUCGGAAAAUGUUCUCAUAAGAGGCCGCAUUAUAAAGAACAGCUGGUACCAAUGUAUCAUUAUCCAAAAGAAGAAAUUCUUCGUCUCAUUGAUCAAUGUAAUCAGAUGAUUCUCGACGAUGAGGAUAGUAUAGAUUUAGAUGACGGUGAAUUGUCCGACGAUGUAUCUGUCGUUGAAAGCUCAAGAGCCGCUUCUCAACGCCGCCAGAAGACUUCGCGAAGAUUCCGAACAGUCCAUGCACAGGUUUCUGCCGCAGAUAACAAUAUUUCCGCCCAAGAAAAUGAUGAGCAAAAAAAGACUGGAUAUGAUAAUAAUAUUUCCACGCGAAUACAUAAUGAGCAUAAAAAGACUGAAUAUGAAGCUAAUGAAAUGACCGAAGAAAUUUUUAGAGACCUCUGGAGGAAAGGAUACCCUUUCGUGAUCAAAGGCGUAGAUAGAUUAAACGAGGAUAUUUGGAAACCAGAAUACUUUAUUGAGCAUUACGGGGAAACUGUUUGUAGAGUAAUUGAUGUCAAAGAGAAUGUCGAAUAUAAAAUGAAUGUCAACACAUUCUUUAAAGGUUUUGAGGAUUUUAACGAACGAUUUAUAAAUGAUCAUGGAAAACAUCCCUGCUUAAAAUUAAAGGACUGGCCACCAAAAGAUGACUUCGCAGUGACGUUUCCAGAACACUAUAAGGACUUCUCUAAUAGUUUGCCAUUUAAAGAAUAUACGACUCGUGGCGGUGUCUUGAAUUUAGCUCACAGAUUACCAUUAGAGAUCAAUCGUCCUGAUCUUGGUCCAAAGAUGUACAAUGCUUAUGGUUCCGAAGAAGAUAUAGGUGGUAAAGGUACUACUAACCUUCACCUUGAUAUAACAGAUGCAGUUAAUUUGAUGUCAUAUGCUCCUAUAGUUGAAAAACGCCUAGAAAAUGAGCGAGAUAAACCAGCAGCAGCAGUAUGGGAUUUGUACCAUUCAGCCGAACUUCCAAGAUUAAGAAGAUUCUUAAGAAAAAUUGCUAAUGAACGAGGAUUGUAUAUUUGCCAUCCUAUACAUGACCAAUUUUUUUAUUUGGACAAAGAAUUGAGAGAACGAUUGACCGCGGAAGAAGGAGUUACAGGAUGGAGAGUGUACCAAAACCCUGGCGAUGCCGUUUUUAUUCCCGCAGGAUGUGCACAUCAAGUUUGCAAUUACACAAGCUGUGUCAAAGCCGCGGUUGACUUUGUUUCUCCAGAAGGUGUUGCACGAAGUUGUAUUGUAAGCCAGCAAUUUAGAAAGUUACGUAGUGGGCAUAAGAGGAGGAUGGAUAUCCUUCAGCUUCCAAAUAUUCUUUAUCACGCCUGGAGCACUUCCUGGGACGAAAGCAACGACUAA
Funneliformis mosseae is the source of this 2130-nucleotide messenger RNA. The record is from the annotation of a GenBank genome assembly. NCBI's taxonomy places the organism in Eukaryota, Fungi, Glomeromycota, Glomeromycetes, Glomerales, Glomeraceae.